Messenger RNA from Pseudophryne corroboree (corroboree frog), 2217 nucleotides. It is a transcript of the gene CAMKK2, whose product is annotated as calcium/calmodulin dependent protein kinase kinase 2. The record is from RefSeq and is a predicted model, not a curated record. Gene Ontology annotation, cellular component: cytoplasm. Bases 224 to 1885 code for a protein of 553 amino acids. Gene Ontology annotation, biological process: positive regulation of protein kinase activity; intracellular signal transduction; protein phosphorylation. Gene Ontology annotation, molecular function: ATP binding; calcium/calmodulin-dependent protein kinase activity; calmodulin binding. NCBI's taxonomy places the organism in Eukaryota, Metazoa, Chordata, Amphibia, Anura, Myobatrachidae. The transcript is spliced from 17 exons.
CUGGGGGAGAUGGGAGGACGGUACAGUGGGGGAAGUCCCGGACAGCCAAUCACAGGACAACUUUCACGAGCUGGUGAAAGUGCUGGCUAGGCAGGAUGUGCCGCUCCAGGCUCUGACCCUCUCGCUGCCAGCAGCAGUAAUCACCAACCCGGGAGGCGGCAGCAGCAGCAGCAGGUUCCAAUGUGAUCGCAUCAAGUUAGUGCGUGAAGCUUGGUUGUACACCAUGUCAUCAUGCGUGUCCAAGAGGGCUUCUUCUGAGAGGGCCAUCCUGCAAGAUGACCAUGAAACAACAAGUCAGCCUCACAUUGUCUGUAGCUUCUCGGCGCUGAGUUUAGACAUUGGAAUGGAAUCGCUUAUCGUGGUCACAGAAUAUGAAUCUAGUAUUUCUGAGAGAGAGCAUGGCCAGAAUGGGCAGAAAGGACAUCAAGAAGGAGACUUCCAAGAGAACUGUAAUGAAGUACCAGAUUUUCAUAGACUUACUGAAAGCGGGUUUAUAACAGAGAAUACUGAAGGGCUUCCAAAGGAUGAUAAGGAUCAGAGGGGCAAACUCAACAUGUCCAAUAGAAAACUUUCACUUCAGGAACGUUCCCCCUCUGCUCAGUCUCCAAACGAUAACUUAGCCAUGAAUGGGCGAUAUAUUUACCCAUCUCUUCCAUAUUCUCCUGUGACUUCUCCACAGUCUUCUCCACGUUUGCCACGGAGACCAACAAUAGAGUCUCACAGAGUUUCCAUUACGGGUUUCCAGGACUGUGUCCAGCUCAAUCAGUACAGGCUUAAAGAUGAAAUUGGCAAGGGCUCAUAUGGAGUGGUGAAACUGGCGUACAACGAGGAUGAUAAUACGUACUAUGCAAUGAAGGUUCUUUCAAAAAAGAAGUUAAUGAGACAAGCUGGAUUUCCACGUCGCCCCCCACCCAGAGGUGCAAAAGCAGCGACAGAUGGAAGUUCUCAGGCUAAGGGGCCGAUUGAGAGAGUCUAUCAGGAAAUUGCUAUUCUGAAAAAGUUGGACCAUCCCAAUAUUGUCAAGCUGGUUGAGGUGCUGGAUGACCCCAGUGAGGACCAUCUAUAUAUGGUAUUUGAAUUGGUUAAGCGAGGGGCAGUGAUGGAUAUACCCACUACUAAGCCAUUAACAGAAGACCAGGCACGUUUUUACUUCCAGGAUCUGAUAAAAGGAAUUGAGUACUUGCAUUAUCAGAGGAUUAUACAUCGUGAUAUCAAACCUUCCAAUCUCUUAGUGGGAGAAGAUGGCCAUAUUAAGAUUGCAGAUUUCGGUGUCAGUAACCAGUUUGAAGGAACAGAUGCUCUUUUGUCUAACACAGUGGGAACACCAGCGUUCAUGGCUCCUGAGACCCUCUUGGAGACGAGCAGGAUAUUUUCAGGAAAGGCUCUUGAUGUUUGGGCAAUGGGAGUCACCCUGUACUGUUUUGUGUUUGGUCAGUGUCCUUUCAUGGAUGAGAGGAUUUUAUCACUUCACGGCAAAAUAAAGAAUCAGCCCCUGGAGUUACCAGACCAGCCAGAGAUAUCAGAGGACCUAAAGGAUCUAGUUCUGAGGAUGUUGGACAAGAACCCAGAAUCUAGAAUUUCAGUUCCUGAUAUAAAGCUGCAUCCAUGGGUCACUAAACAUGGCGCAGAACCUCUUCCAAGUGAGGAUGAGAACUGCACCUUGAUAGAAGUGACUGAGGAAGAGGUGGAGAAUUCAGUGAAGCACAUUCCAAGCUUGGCUACAGUGAUCUUGGUGAAGACCAUGCUUCGGAAGCGCUCUUUUGGAAAUCCAUUUGAAUGGAGCAGAAAAGAGGAACGGUCUAUGUCCUCUCCUGGAAAUCUACAGGCAAAUAAAAAGUCAGGGAAUAUAUCAGCAAAAGGAUACAAGGCAGCGACGAAAGUCUGAGAGAGAGCGACUUGCAGGAGUUGGGCGGGGACGAGGUUCUUUCAUGAGUGUAUUUGGCCAGAGAUGUCAUGGCUUGGGUACAUCAUCUAUGACUAGGAUGUGUGUAGAUGAAUACCCCAUGUGUAAACUAAACAGUGCAUGCUACUUGCUCAAAGAACACCUUAUGUUGCUGCAUGCGCUAAAGACCUUGUCCUGCCUUGGGUUGUUAAGUCGUAAAAUGUGAUUGAUUUUGUAAUGGGCUCACUCUUUCAGAGGACUUCUGGGGACCUAUCCAGAGAAGGUGCUUGUUUUGUACAAUGCAAAAAAAAGAAACUAAAAAUCAAUUUAAGUGA